AUGGAGGUACCGCCACAACUACCUCCAUCUAGAGCUUCAACUCGCACACGACUAACCCACGCACUCGGUUCACAGGUUCCCAAAGCCCGGGGAGCUGGAAGGUCAGGUCCACGCCGCCGAACCGGCUGCUUGACAUGCAGGGCCAGGAAAGUGCGCUGCGACGAAACAAAACCAAGCUGCUCAAACUGCGACCGACUGCGACUGCGCUGCAUCUACAAACCCCCCACUGCCCUCGGUGACUCGUGGACUUCGCCUUCUCCACAACCCAAUCACCUUUCUUCCACGGCGCAUCCUGUACCUCAGACUUCCCCGUCACCGGCUAUUAGUGCCGUGUCAGCAUCGGCAUCGGCGUCAGCAGCCGUUGCUGUCACUGCAGCUGCGACCGCAUCGAAUCGCUCGCCGGAUUUAAACUUCUUCAACACUGUGCUCCGCUCAGACGAUCGUCAUCGGACGAUCCCCGCCCUAGCAACACCCAUUCAACGACUGCCCGCGGAUAUCGAAUCAUACUCGCAGUUUGGGGUACCGUUCGAUAUGCUUGGCUUUAUGGGAGGAAUAACUUCGGAGUUGGAACAAAAACACCUCGAUUUGACGAGUGGACUAGCAGGAUUCGCGUCUAGUCCAACCCCACUAUCACUAUCAGCCGGUGUUGCGGGGAACGUUACAGAAGAAGGGCAGCUUCCUGGAGAGAGACCGUCAACACUCAGUCCAGAUACUCAGUCCUCGUUGACUGAUGGGAUGUCCACUGGAAGCGCCUCGGAUGCGGCGACCACGCGCGGUAGCUGGUCUGACCCCGGUACCACAUCGUAUGAGGAACAGCUACUUCAGUAUUUCUUGGGAUGUGACCCCCCGGCGGGGAUAUUUGUGCCGGUAUCUAUGGAGUGGAAAUAUGUGCGACCAGCGGUGCUAGCAUACGGACGAGACUUUAGUCCUCUUCAGAAUGCGCUGUACUGUUAUGCAGACAUUCAUAAGGCGGUCACCGAAGGAGGGAAACGAUGGCGCUGGGCGCCUACUUACUAUCGAGUGGCGAGCUCAGAAAUCCAAGCUUGCCUACUUGGUGACAUGACUGAGCAAACCUUGAUAAAAAUAUUUGCGACUAUCUUUUUCUUGAUGUUAUCUGAGCUCUUCUCGUCUCCCGAACUAAGUGCUCCAGGCACGUCGUAUCUUCAUUCAGCCUACCUUUUAUUACAACGUUUCCACGGCCGUACACGACAUUGGACAGGCCUUGGCCAUUUAAUGGUGUCGUGGAUUUCACUGCUUGAUGUGAAAUCACUAAUCGCAGGGCGUGAAGGUGAUCCUUUAGUUGAACUGGGCAAUAUACCGGAACAAGGAUCCAAUUCCAGGUCACAAGAAGCACAAAGCUAUCGUGCCCCGCGGAUAGGCUCAAUCGAGGAACAAAAAGAGGGAGAGGAGGCCGAAGAACAAUUUCGCAGUCCAAGCUACCUUGUCUACGAGGCAAUAGUGGGCCCGGCAUUCCGUUUCUUCGUACAAGCACAGCAAGUUGUACGGCGAAUAGUCUCUAUUGACCUGCAUCACCGUAGUCGGGGAACACUCAGUGAUGAAUUCGAAGUUCUUCAGAUUGCACAUAAAGUCGGUGCGGACCUCGAGACGCUCUGGCACCGGAGACCAUCGGUGAUUGAUGUAUACGGACAACCAGAAGCAUUGGCAGACACACUCUGUGCUCCUGUUGCUCUUGCCGUCUGUCGAACAUUCCGUCAGUACAUAGCCAGUUUCCUGGCUAACUUUAUUUAUCUACACCGCGUCGCAUUUGCCAUUUACCCACGCACUGAUCGUGUUAAUGGCGCCGUCAACCAAAUCAUCCAGCUAGCAACUGUCGAAUCUGCUGGUGCGGAAGAAAACCGCCUCCCUGUCAGUUUCCUCUGGCCCUUGUUCAUUGCGGGCCUGGAAGGCUCUCUGGAGCAACGACAGUGGGUAUUUCAAGAGAUGCAGCGCAUGGCAUCUGCUCGCGAGAAUGAGCCGGUCACAUCGCUAAGGCGUCAUCCGGCCGCUGAUCAGGUUCUUUUACUACUGGAAGAAAUGACGCGCCGGCAGGAUGCGUCGCGCACUUGGGCAGACUCGCGUUGUGUGCGACGGGAGAUUUUCUCAGAUUUUUUCAUUCUUAUCUGA
This is a messenger RNA of Penicillium verhagenii, 2124 nucleotides long. RefSeq names its product Zn(II)2Cys6 transcription factor. The transcript is spliced from 2 exons. Lineage: Eukaryota; Fungi; Ascomycota; Eurotiomycetes; Eurotiales; Aspergillaceae. Gene Ontology annotation, biological process: positive regulation of transcription by RNA polymerase II. The coding region runs from base 1 to 2124 and encodes 707 amino acids. The record is from RefSeq and is a predicted model, not a curated record. Gene Ontology annotation, cellular component: nucleus. Gene Ontology annotation, molecular function: zinc ion binding; transcription cis-regulatory region binding; DNA-binding transcription factor activity, RNA polymerase II-specific.